Messenger RNA from Arachis duranensis, 1177 nucleotides. Its product is annotated as protein LIGHT-DEPENDENT SHORT HYPOCOTYLS 4-like. Gene Ontology annotation, biological process: mRNA transcription; response to light stimulus. The transcript is spliced from 3 exons. Lineage: Eukaryota; Viridiplantae; Streptophyta; Magnoliopsida; Fabales; Fabaceae. The record is from RefSeq and is a predicted model, not a curated record. Gene Ontology annotation, cellular component: nucleus. Bases 296 to 940 code for a protein of 214 amino acids.
UUUGUUCUUUUUUCAAACCUCAAAUCUCACGGAAAUUUAGUUUGAACAAUCUUUUCUCAAACGUGAUAAUAACAUUAUUCACAUUCAUUUGCCUGGUUCAAUUUGAUCUUUUUCUCACUAUUUUUACGAUUUAUUUGUCUAUUUUUUUUUAAAAAAAUAAUUUUUAAUCCUUGAUUUGAUGUUCGCAAAUAAACAGUAGUGAGAUACACUUCAUAUUAUUAUUAUUGAAAAUCUACAUCUACAUCCAAUCUUAGAUCAGAAAAAUUAAAAGAACCAACUAACCAACCAAGAAGCCAUGAACUUUCAAGAAUUUGAGUCCAACAACAACAACAACAACAGGAGCAGCAUCAGCACCACCACCGCCACCAACAACAAUUUGAUGAUGAUGACAUCCAUGACGAUGGCCAUGACUUCGUCAUCAUCGGCAUCGUCGUCGUCGACAUCGUCACCUUCAACUCCUUCUUCGAGCCGCUACGAGAAUCAGAAGAGGAGGGAUUGGAACACCUUUGGUCAGUACCUCAGAAACCAUAGGCCUCCACUCUCUCUCUCUCGUUGCAGCGGUGCACAUGUUCUUGAGUUUCUCAGGUACCUGGACCAGUUUGGAAAAACGAAGGUUCACACACAGAUGUGUCCAUUCUUUGGGCACCCGAAUCCCCCGGCGCCGUGCCCUUGUCCGUUGCGGCAAGCAUGGGGGAGCCUCGACGCGCUCAUCGGCCGCCUCAGGGCGGCUUUUGAAGAGAAUGGAGGGAAGCCGGAAGCCAACCCUUUCGGCGCUCGCGCCGUCAGGCUUUACCUCCGUGAGAUUCGUGAUUCACAGGCCAAAGCCAGAGGAAUCAGUUACGAGAAGAAGAAGCGCAAGCGUCCCCCAUCUCAUGGACAACCUCAAGCUCAACCUCCACCACCGCCAUUGCCACCACCUUCAAAUGAAUCAAAUCACUAGUAUACAGAACUUGGGGAUUUGAGACAUGGUGAUACUGCAAUAUAAGGUAUGCAUUAUGGAAUUUGAUUUAAAAAAAUGUACAAUUGGAGUUGCACUGUUCCUGAUUACAAAAUUAGUAGCAGUGAUGAGUUGAGUGAAUAAAUUUAAGUGGUAGUGCGAAGAGUGAGUGUGGUUGUGUGCAUGUGUGAGAUCAUUACAUCGCGUCCUCCAAUUUGUAAUAAAUAUCUGUGUACUUGA